AUGAAAGCGAAGCUUCAAUGCGUCCUCCAACAAGGGGAGUGGGCCAGUGCAUGGCAACUCACCGGACUACCGGACCCCUUGUCCCGUCGCGAAUGGGCAGGAACCAAGGAGGAAAUGGCGAUCAUCAGCGGCUACAUGAACUCCGUGCACAAGCUCAAGAAAAGGAUGAAGGAGGCGAAGGAGGCGCGGGUAGGCUAUAAGCAACUGGAGGACGUGAGGUCCUGCGCUGAUGGCUUGCUAGGCGAAGUGAAAGAAUUCGUUAAAGACUUGUUUUGUGUAGAGGUGAUGCAGAUGGAGGGGGGAAGACAGACUUUGGAAGAAGCCCUCCAGAUGCUUCAGAUGAGUCAUGCAUGCUAUGGUGCCCCAGUCACCUCUGCAAAAGCAGUGUUGGAGAAGGUGAGCGCAGCAAUUCCGGUUCAGGCUGAGAGAGUUGCAAUCCCGGAAAAAGCCGGACUUGUGGACCCACUAGCAUGGCUGCCCCCACAUCGCAAGGCAGUCUUAAGUGAUCUCAGCCGGCUUCGGCGACCGGAGCAUUUGUGGAGAGAGGUCGUGCCAGCUUGCCAUCGCGUCCCUGUGUCCGAAGAGGCGCGGCUGAUGGCAAAAUUGUUAGCAAACGGAAUGGUUUCGAUUUUCCCCGAAUCUGACCUUCCCAAAGACUCCCAGGGACGACUGCUGACAGGAGGCUUCUUUUGUGUAAAGAAAAACAGUAGUGAGGACCGUUUAAUUUUUGAUCGCCGCCCCGAAAACGCGACCAUGGACCGGUUGGAUUGGGCUAAGCUUCCGGCCGGAGCUUGCUUCUGUCGAGUUCUUUUGGAGCCAGAUGAAUUUUUACGCGGCUCUGGAGACGACCUGCGCAAUUUUUACUAUUCACUGCGACUCCCUGAGAACUGGAAGAAGUACAAUGCAGUAGGCCGUAGGUUACCUUCCUUUUUGGUCAAGCAAUAUGGGGGCGAUCCGAACGUUCCUCAUCGAGCUGUGAUGCGUGUGUUAGGCAUGGGUGAUACCAACGCAUGUGAUAUUGCACAAGGGAUGCAUGAGUUUGUCUUGGAACAAUUUGGCUUGCUGGGAAGUGAGUACAAGUUGGUGUAUGGACAACAUGUGCCGCAGGGCAACCUCCUUGAGGGUGUUUACCUGGACGAUCUUUUGGUAGUUCACAAAGUGAAGGAAGUAGCCCCCAUACCUUUACACAGUCCCUUCGUUGCCCCGGUGCCACAGGAUACAGAUCCGGAUGUGGUGCAUGUCGCAGCUGCCGAAGCUGCGUAUGCGGCAGCGGGCCUGGAACGGGCCACCCACAAGAGCUUUCGGUUUCAGACUUCCUUCAAGGCCUGGGGGGCAGAAUUGGAGGGCGUCAAGGGCACCGUAGGAGCUGUGGAAGCGUUCUGA
This is a messenger RNA of Durusdinium trenchii, 1383 nucleotides long. The record is from the annotation of a GenBank genome assembly. NCBI's taxonomy places the organism in Eukaryota, Dinophyceae, Suessiales, Symbiodiniaceae.